Eufriesea mexicana is the source of this 3774-nucleotide messenger RNA. It is a transcript of the gene Mybbp1A, whose product is annotated as MYB binding protein 1a. Gene Ontology annotation, cellular component: nucleolus. Gene Ontology annotation, biological process: regulation of DNA-templated transcription. The transcript is spliced from 10 exons. Gene Ontology annotation, molecular function: transcription corepressor activity; transcription factor binding; RNA binding. NCBI's taxonomy places the organism in Eukaryota, Metazoa, Arthropoda, Insecta, Hymenoptera, Apidae. The record is from RefSeq and is a predicted model, not a curated record. Bases 1 to 3774 code for a protein of 1257 amino acids.
AUGGCAGACGAGGCUAUGCACAUGGUAGAGGUUGUUUCAAAUGACUUUGAAAUGACGAAUACAAAUAAAAUGGAUUGUACAAUUCUUGAUUAUUUUACAAAAUUGAAAAAUGAAAUAGAAUCUGAAAGAAUACACGGUGGGAUUGCCCUAUUAAAGUAUUUAAUUCAACAAAACUCAGAACACAGUGAUAGUCAAGAAUUUAAAUAUGCUAUAAAAAGACUUAUUAGAAGUUUAGGUUCAUCAAAAACAACUUCACGAAUAGGUUUUUAUACAACUUUGACAGUUUAUUUAAUAAUGAAUCCAGAAACAUCUAUUGAACAAUUUUUAUCUAUAGUAAACAGUGAAUUACAUCCUGUAAACAGUAAUAGUAAAAGUGAAAAUGGUGAUAUUUAUAUGGGACGCAUAUUAGCAUAUGGGACAUUAAUAAGAUCUAAAAUACUUUUAAAUAGUACUUGUGAAAUACAACUACAAAUUAUACAAGAUCUCAUCAAUGCAGGCAAACAACGUAGUUAUUUAUCAAUUGUUUCUGUUUCAUUCCUUGUUGAAUUUGUGAAUCAAAUUGAUGCUGAAUGUAUUAAACAAUCAGUUUGGCCAGUUAUUGAAAAAGAAUUUGGUAAACCAUGGACAGAACAAACUUUAGACUCAUUUUAUGCUUUGUUAGUAAUAAAAAACAAAUGUCCAUCACUUGUAAAUGAAUUUUCGAAAAAACAUUUUGGCACGGAAAACAUUAUUACCAAAGAAACUAUGGAUGAUAUAGUGAAAGUAUUAUUGGACUUACCCAGAAUUAUAUCAUGUCAUCAUCCAAUAUUCAAAUUCUUCUGUGAGAAUUUAGUAUCAACUGAACUUAUUAUUGAUUUUUGGACUCACAUAGAUCAGAAAUUUACAAAACCAUCUAAAACUGAUGAAUAUUUAGUUGUACAGAUUCUCAAAUUUAUAUUAUCAAAUACUAUAGAUAAAUCAAUACUUCCAUCAUUAUUAUCACCAAAUUAUGUGCAACAUAUGUUAAAAAAGUGUACUGGAUCUAAGUACCAUAAUAAAGAUGAAGUAAUUCUUGGAUUUAAAGAAGUCUUAAAUUUAUUAAUAUUAGCCACAAAUAGUGACGAUACAAAAUUAAAAAUACAAAUUGCUGUGUUAAAGAAAUUAAUAUUGUAUCCAGGUGAUUUAAUGAUAGAGAAAAAAACAGGUAUAAAAGUAAUUCAAAUGCUUACUGGAAAUUUAAACUUAGAUGGUAUAAAGAAAGUAUCAAAAAUAUACAGAGAUAUAAUUGAAAAUACAAUACCCAGGAACAAAUUAAACACCAAAGCAGAAUCUUUUUGGACAAAUGCUGAAAGAAUUUAUGCUGCACAUUUAUUAACAAGAUUAAUGGGACAUCCUAAAACGCUUGUGGAUAAAGAAUGGAGAUUAGAUCAGUUGAAGUUUUUAUUUACUUAUGGAUUAUGCGAAAUGCCAAAUGUUGGAGUAGAUCUUGCUCCACAAUUUAAGGAAACAUUCUAUCAUGCACUAGAUCAUAAAUUACCAAGAUUAAAUGAUCUAAGAAAUAUAUUAAGCGAAUUAGUUCACUUUUUAGACAUUCAUCUGAAAAAACAAACUUUGAAAUUAAGAAAUCCAUUAGGGAACGAAGCAAACAAUUCUUGGGAAAAAGUCAUGUGCUUAAUUAAAAAUUUAGAAAAUAAUUCAAGGAAGACGGAAGCUGUACCAGUAUUUCAUACAAUGAAUUUGCACAUGGGUUUACAAUUAUUUUCAGAUUCACAAAUGGCAAUUAUGGCCAUAGAUGAAUUACAAAGUUGUUAUGAAAGACUACUAAAAAAAUCUAAAAAACAUAAAAUUAAUAGUAAUAAAACACAAGAUGAUGAACCAGAAUGGGUAGAAGUAGUUGUUGAUUUGUUAUUGUCCUUCUAUUCUAAAAACAGUCAUUUAUUACGAUCAUUAGUAGGAUGUGUUUUUCCACAUAUUUGUUCUUAUGUUACACCAACAGCUAUACAUCAAAUAUUAGCAGUGCUAGAUGUAAGAGAUGAUAAAGGACCACUCAUAACAAAAAAUGGUUUUAAUAACGAAGAAGAAGAAAAUUCAUCAGAAACAGAAUCAAAUUCGGAUAGUGAUAAUGACGAUAAAAUUAAUGAAGAGAAUAUUAAUAAUGAAGUGGAAACUUCAACAGAUAAUGACUCUGAUUCAAAUGAAGAAUCAAUGAAUGAAGAUGAAGAUGAAGAUGAAGAUGAAGAUGAAACAGUAACUGAUAGAUUACGAAUGGCUGUAAGACAAGCAUUAGGUGAUGCUUCUGUUCAAACUGAUGAUGAAGAUAUAAAUGUAGAUAACAUUGAUGAAGAAGAAGGAAAACGAUUAGAUGAAUCAUUAGCAGCAGCAUUUAGAAUUCUACGAGAAAAUCGUCAAUCGCGAUCUAAAAAACAAGAAAAAUCAGCCCAAACAUUAACUCAUUUUAGAAUUCGAGUUAUAGAUUUAUUAGAAACUUAUUUAGAAUAUACUCCAUCAAUGGCAAUUGUACUUGAUAUGUUACUUCCUCUUUUUACAUUGUUGGAAUAUUGUAUAAAAGAUCCUCAUCAGAAACCUUUACAAGAUCGAGUUCGAUCUUGUUUAAAAAUAUUAUCAAUGAUAAAAAAAUUCAAAGAUACAGAAAAUGUUGAUGAAGAAUUAUUAACAGUAAUAUUAAAGGCUUUAAUUGAGAAAGGAGAAAGAACCACGUCUGUUUAUCAUGAAAUGAGCGAUAAAUUAGCAGAAUGUUGUACAUUCCUUGUGAGGUGUGUACAGCAGGCUAAUGUAUCAACAGAUGCAAUAAUUAAAAUUUAUGUAGAAAAUUUAACAGCAUUUUUUAAAAGAAGAGACUGUGUAUUAUCGCCUUUAUUAUUUAAAAGCAUCUUACAAUUACAAUGGGACGGUAACUGGCAUCUAACUCCUUUAUUGGUGGACUUUGCUUUUGAUAGUACUGUAAGGUCUUUUCGUCGUGGAUAUGCACUUGAAUUUUUAACAAUUUUUUAUAAUAAUAGUCGAUUAGUUCAUUCAGAUAAGAAACAUUCUGAUGUAAGAAUAAAAAUGGAAAAAAAGUUAUACAAAAAUACUAUAAGCACGUUUCAAGGAUUGUCUGAUAUGUAUAAAGUUGAAAAUAGACAAAUUGUUGCAACUGAUAAUAAUAAAAUAGGAAAAGAGGUUAAACAAAGGUAUAUUUGCCUUCUUUUUUCAUUAUUACGAAGUAUUUACACUCAUCAUUUGCCACAAGCAUGGAAUUGGAAUAAUAUUGGAAAUGUACUUAAAACGUACAGAGCUCAUGUUUCAUUUGCAAAAGAUACAAAAGCAGCAUAUAAUAGAUUAGCAGCACAAAUUGGAAUUCCACUUAACAUAUCAGUGAAAAAAGCUACAAAUAAAGAGAAUACUUCUGUAAAUGGAGAAAUAAAAGAGAUUGCAAAUAAUGUAAAGCAAUUAAAUAACACACAAGAAAAUGGAAAUACACAAAACGAUACAGAUAUUACUCCAUUAAAGAAAAACGAAUUAAAAAAAAGAAAGAAAAAUAAAAGUAAACAGAAAAAUAAACAACUAUUAAAAAAGGAAGCACGGAUGUUGCGUGAAAAAACACUGUUAGAAGGUUUCGAACCUUGUAAGUUUAGCUCUCUUGUUCUACAUGAUCAACCAGACGAAGAUGUAUCAUUACAAAAUGGGAAUUUUCAAACUGAACAGACUAGUUCUAUUUCUUCACAAAAAAGAACAAUUAAAAGUAUAUCAGAUGACAAUAAAGUGAAAAGAAGAAAAAGUAUGCAAACUGUUUGA